UCGAGCCAGCGAGGCGGCGGCGGCGAAGGCGACGAGCUCGGCUGGUGCCUGAGGCGUGCGAAGCGGCCUGGAGGAGGCUGCGGGAGCUCUUGGCCGGAGUGCAUUGACUAGCCAUUAAGUAUCAUGUCUGACAACGGAGAACUCGAAGAUAAGCCACCAGCUCCACCUGUUCGGAUGAGCAGCACUAUCUUCAGUUCAGGAGGGAAAGAUCCAUUAUCUGCUAAUCAUAGCUUGAAACCCCUGCCCUCUGUUCCAGAAGAGAAAAAGCCUAGGAACAAAAUCAUCUCUAUUUUCUCUGGCACUGAAAAAGGGAGUAGGAAAAAGGAAAAAGAAAGGCCUGAAAUCUCUCCCCCAUCAGACUUUGAACAUACCAUUCAUGUUGGCUUUGAUGCAGUUACAGGAGAAUUCACUGGAAUGCCAGAGCAGUGGGCUCGGCUGCUACAGACGUCAAAUAUCACCAAGCUAGAACAGAAGAAGAAUCCUCAGGCUGUCCUUGAUGUGCUGAAGUUCUAUGAUUCUAAAGACACAGCAAGACAGAAAUAUUUGAGUUUUUCUGCUACAGACAAAGAUGGAUUCCCCUCAGGAGCACCAGCACCCAAUGCAAAAGGGUCAGAGCCUGCAGCACCUGAAGAGGAAGAUGAUGAAGAAGUGGCACCUCCAGUUAUCGCCCCACGACCAGAUCAUACAAAAUCAAUUUAUACGCGAUCUGUAAUAGAUCCCAUCCCAGCACCUUCUGGUGACACGGGUGACACAGUUGCUAAAUCAGCAGAUAAGCAGAAGAAGAAAGUUAAGAUGUCAGAUGAAGAAAUCACGGAAAAGCUGCGAACUAUUGUGAGUAUAGGAGAUCCCAAGAAAAAAUAUACAAGAUACGAAAAAAUAGGACAGGGGGCUUCGGGUACAGUUUUCAUUGCCAUUGAUGUAGCAACAGGACAGGAGGUUGCUAUUAAACAGAUAAAUCUUCAGAAACAACCCAAGAAGGAGUUAAUUAUCAAUGAGAUCCUGGUAAUGAAAGAGUUGAAGAACCCAAACAUAGUCAACUUUUUGGACAGUUUCCUAAUGGAAGACGAAUUGUUUGUCAUAAUGGAAUAUCUGGCUGGUGGAUCCCUCACAGAUGUUGUUACGGAGACUUGCAUGGAUGAGGCACAGAUUGCCGCUGUCUGUCGAGAGUGUUUGCAGGCAUUGGAAUUCCUACAUGCCAAUCAGGUUAUCCACAGAGAUAUUAAAAGUGACAACGUACUAUUGGGAAUGGAUGGAUCAGUUAAACUGACUGAUUUUGGUUUCUGUGCACAGAUUACUCCAGAACAGAGCAAACGUAGUACUAUGGUUGGAACACCUUAUUGGAUGGCUCCUGAAGUGGUCACACGAAAGGCCUAUGGCCCCAAAGUGGAUAUCUGGUCCCUGGGUAUCAUGGCUAUUGAAAUGGUCGAAGGCGAGCCCCCAUAUCUCAAUGAAAACCCUUUGAGGGCAUUAUAUUUAAUAGCAACAAACGGCACUCCAGAAUUGCAGAACCCAGAGAAAUUGUCCCCAAUAUUUCGUGACUUUCUAAAUAGUUGUUUGGAAAUGGAUGUAGAGAAAAGAGGGUCAGCCAAAGAACUGUUACAGCAUCCUUUCCUGAAACUGGCCAAACCUUUGUCAAGCUUGACGCCGUUGAUCCUAGCAGCCAAAGAAGCAAUGAAGAGUAACCGUUAGCAUUGCUGCUGUGGCCUUCAUCAUUUUUGUUUUUUUGUUUUUAAAGUUUUUCAUAAUAUAUAAAUUGUUGCUCUUGUUAGGGAGGUUGAAAGUCUGCAAAAGGGAAAAAAAAAUCUCUCACCUGGAAGACACAAGAGAAGAAAAAAUGGUGGUGGGAGUAGUGAACUCUUCUGGAAGAAGUUGUGAACUGAAUCACUGGCCUUUUCACCACUUUUGCAGACAACUCCGAUGUAUUUUCCUAUGCCUGGGAGGUGUUUUUUUUAAUGACUUUGCUGUACCAGAUCCCAUUCAUUGUGCUCUGUUGGGCACUUUCAAUACUUGAACAACAGAUUCAAGCUUUUGGAGGGAGGCAUUACUUUGAUCUGCUGACCUUCCCCCCCUCCCCCUUCCAUUUGUCAGUCAUUCAAAAUCUUGCAACAUCUGAGUUACUAAAAGGCGGAUAUGGUAGAAUUGUUAGCUAUAACUGUAUUGUAGCAUUAACCACCCAGCUACCUAAGAACUGUAGUUUUUUCCCCAAUGACUGUUCUUAAAGACAGAAGAACAUGAGUAGAGGGGAAGAAGAAGGUUCAGCAACGUCUGAUACAUAAUUUUGUUGCGUGGACUUUUUAACAUAAGGGAAAGAUGCCUCUGAAUUUAGGAGAUUGAAUACAUGCGGGGAAGAGGAAAAAAGUGUUGCUUUUCUUUUCUUGGUUAAUGCUCAAACCAUCCCGUGGGCUCGGGGAGAGAACUCCAUCCCUGUGACUUGUCUUCCAUUCCUCCCUUGCCUGUGUAGGCUUGUUGGUAACAUUUUAAAGGGAUGUCUUGAAAGUGUGUGGUUUGAUAGCAAAGUGUUGUAUCCAUGUUCUGACUUGGGCUUUGGGCUUUAUGCUGGUGCCUUCUGAAUUUUUAAAUUGCUCUUCUUUGUCUUAAGUACCUUUUGUAUAUGUUGUACAUUUCCCCUCCAAAGCAACUUUGGAGCUGUCAGGAUUAAGUAUUAGAGCUCUCUUCCUUUUUAUAUGUAUAAAAAUGUAUAUCUUCACCAUUUCUACUAACAAAGACCCAGCAGAUUUUCAAAAAUAGAAGAUCCAAGACUUUUUGUAUAAUUCAGCCAGCUGAAUCUUCUGAACACCAAAAGUGCUAUUCUGUGGAGACAAACAAUUGGAGAUGGCAAAGUAGUCUCGAUUCAACAUUAUUUGAAUUGGCUUGUGAGUGGCUGCAGAACCUUGCCUUCUCAUGGUUCUCUUGAAAGACUUACCAACUGUUAUGGCUGAAGACAAACGCAAGAUAAAGUGCCUCCCUAAAUGAAAGAAAGUAAUUGGAGCUGUAGAGGAAUUGAAGUUCUGGUUGAGGUGGUCAGGUGCACCGUGGGGAUUCUUCAGUCACAUCAGCCUUCUAGAAGCACUGUGUUUUAUGUGCAGCUCUUUAUCAAGAAUUGCCAAGUGAUGUGCCAAACAGUAACAUAACAGACUUACUAAUUUGGUGCUAUAGCUUUGUCGCAUUCCUACGUGGUAUUCUUGGGAGAACAUUUUAAAACCCUAGCUAAGAGGCCGUCUUUAAUGCCUUUAAUGCCUGAUGGUCAAUGAAAAGCCUGCUUCUUACCUGUGUACAAUAUUAAUAUGUGUUGACAUAAGGGCAUAAUUUCUGCUGGGUUUUACGAACAGGUUUGCAAAAUUCUGGGUUCUGAGUCAUUGCAUCACAAAGGGCUCCAUUCCCUCAGAUCUUGGAGCUUCUUGCACCCUGCUCUGUACCAACAAAUGCCUUAUUAAUGCUGAUGAAAGCAGUGCCAUACUCCAACUUGCAGUCCUGUGUCCUAUGAGAAGUAUUCAUUUGAAAACUGUAACAUGCAGCCCAGUUGCUUUCAGAGCAUUUUGAAUGUGUUUUGGUUUAGUCCAAGAAAUGUGGUGUCCUGGUCUGAGUGGUAUUUUAGGUGGUGUUCUUCCUCUGGCCAUAACUCGCAAUACAGUUACUAUAAAGUAUAGAAUAGCCAUGCUCUUAAAUUUGAUUUAUGUGAGUCAAAGAAAGAGAUUUAAAGGAUUCUCUUCAGUUACCUUUUCUUACCUUUGAGCUGUCGUCUGUUGCUGGCAAUGGAAUAUGUGGAACCCAUGACUCCUGCUGUGAGAUAAGUGUAUGUUGGUGUUUUUAUGGUAGCAAUUAAAGGUAACACUUCUGAAAUAAACAAAAAGCAGCAUUUACUGAUUUUUAAUGUGAUUAAGAAUUAUCUUAAAUGAGUAGUUGACUGCCUCAUCAUGAGGGUUCUCAAAUCCUCCUUUAAAAGUUGCUUACAAUUUGGGUUGGCUCAGGACUUGCUGAAGCAGGACCCACUGGCAAAUCUUGUGCCAGUCAUGAUCAUGAGUACUAUCACAGCAUGUCUGCAUGGGUGCUCUUAAGUAUAGCAGCUUUGUACUACGGCAGUGCGUUCAUCUAAUUUCCCUGUCCACUAUUGCAAUAAAGGGUUAGGGAUAGAAACAGACAUGAACUAAAUGGGAACUCUCUGUUUAACGCGAGCCAUCAGGAAGUUCCUGAUUAUUGCGCAGCGAUGCAUGUGGUUUGUAUGGUACAAGGACUGAACAUGUAUUGCCAGUGUCUUAAAGCUUGGUUUAGAAGUGGAAAAGUGGCAGUCUUUUUCUCCCCGUCCCCUCUAAUGUCUGCUUUGAAUGUUCAAGAUUGUAUCUUCUGGGCACGGAAGUAUAGCUUAUGAGCACAGGAGUAAGAACACUCAGUAUAACAUUGCAUAGGUUAUUGACUCCUAACUGCUCUUCCUGCUAAAGAUGCCUUAACCAAAUAUCCAGGCACCAAUGUGAGUAAAUAUUGAUCGAUUCACAUAGUUACUCACGGCUUACUCACACAGUCAUCUUAGAUUAGAUGUUAAGCUGUUCAAACAGUAUCCUGAAUACUCCAGCAUCGUACCAGAUCCCAGUUCAAUGCAAUAAAAACAUUUCAACAUACAGUUUGAAAUGGUCGUAGCUGAGCAUGUAUUGAAGUGUUCAGGGCAACCACUUCAUAGCUUCAAUAUUCAGUCUGGGCUUACAAAAAAUGCCCCCCCCCCCCCCCCCGUUCUCGGCUGAAUCAGUCUUUGAGUGUUGGGCAUGUUUGCAAUGGCACGUUACGGUUAUUGGUGUGAACCUACAAGGAGGAGAGAAGGAUAGAGAAGGGUAUCUCAUUCCAUGAAAGCAGGCUUACCUGGAAUGAUGAGUUCCCAAUUCUGCCCCCCCCCCCCGGCAAAAAAAUCCAGUUGAAAUAGACACGACUACUUACCACAAAUAAGUUUAGCAUUUGCUGGUUUGAAUGGAGACAUUAACAACUUGAGAAUAUAACUGAUUAACUUAAGCAAUCACCAUAUGUGUUCUCUGGAGUAGUUUGGAGUCAAUUAAACUCUUCUGUUAAGAGUUACAGAAUUUCUUUGUCUUUGUAGCUGGAAUUAAGUACAUCUUCUUGAAAUUGUUUCCUUCUCUUUGUUCCCUUUCUCUCACUUCAUCAGAUGGAAAUGAAAGUAGUGCAAGCUUUCAGGUUUUUCCCCCCUGUCUUCAGAUUUUGUUGCCUUUUGUUUAAUUUAAUCCCAUUCUGUUAUUUAAUUGUUACUGCAAUAUUAACUACUGUAUUUGACUAUGUUUAAUGACUUUGUUCUUUCAGGGCUAGAAAUAAACAUUUCUAAAAUG
This is a messenger RNA of Podarcis muralis (Common wall lizard), 5324 nucleotides long. RefSeq names its product p21 (RAC1) activated kinase 2 (gene PAK2). Gene Ontology annotation, molecular function: protein serine/threonine kinase activity; ATP binding. Gene Ontology annotation, biological process: protein phosphorylation. NCBI's taxonomy places the organism in Eukaryota, Metazoa, Chordata, Lepidosauria, Squamata, Lacertidae. The record is from RefSeq and is a predicted model, not a curated record.